This is a messenger RNA of Leptosomus discolor (cuckoo roller), 908 nucleotides long. The record is from RefSeq and is a predicted model, not a curated record. NCBI's taxonomy places the organism in Eukaryota, Metazoa, Chordata, Aves, Leptosomiformes, Leptosomidae.
UGGUGGACUUUGUGUCAUCAGACCUGGAGGACAUUGCUCAGAAGUGUUCUCUGUCUUACAAGGCGCUUGUUGCAGUGAGACGUGUGCUCCUGGCCCAGUUCUCUGCCUUCCCUGCCAAUGGAGCAGACCUCUAUGAGGAGCUGAAGAGCUCCACGGCCAUCCUGCCCACUGGGAGCUCAAGCCUGGACCGGCUGCUGGAUUCCGGGCUGUACACAGGGGAAGUGACGGAGCUCAUGGGAGCACCGGGCAGUGGGAAGACGCAGGUGUGCCUGGGCAUUGCGGCCAGCGCGUCUCUUGGCCUCAAGCAGCACGUCCUGUUUCUCGACUCCACGGGGGGGUUCACUGCCUCCCGUCUCUACCAGAUGCUUCAAGCCCAGGCAGAGGACAAGGAAGAGCAGCUGGAGGCUCUGCAGCGGGUCCAGGUGGUCCGUGUGUUUGACAUCUAUGAAAUGCUGAGCGCCUUGCAGGAGCUGCGGGAUCGCCUCUCCCAGCAGGUCGUGAGCUCCAUGGGACCUCUAAAGGUCGUGGUGAUUGACUCUGUCUCGGCUGCGAUUCACCCGCUGCUGGGCGGCAAGCAGUCGGAGGGUUUGGCCAUCAUGAUGCAGUUAGCCAGGGAGCUGAAGACACUGGCCAGGGAGUUCAGCCUUGCUGUUGUGGUGACUAACCAGGUGACAAGGGACAGCAGCACUGGUCCACUGAAGCCAGCCCUUGGCCGCUCCUGGAGUUUCGUGCCCAGCACCCGGGUGCUGCUGGAGAGCAAAGAAGCCACCUGGGAGAAAGCCACCGUGCGUCGCGUUGCUUCCUUGGCCAAGUCACCCCGGCAGCCGACGGGGAUACAGGUGGAGCUGGAUAUUGGAAAUGGUGAUGUGCAAGAGCUGAGCCCAGCAACGCCCACAGAGGGGCUCUGA